CGGCGGCGGCGGUGGCGGCCGGUGCUGAGGGCGGCGGCGGCAGCGGCGGCGCGGGGUGGUAGUGGGUGGUCCCGCAGCCGAGCAGAGUCUGCCGUGACCAUGGCUGGAGGCAAAGCUGGGAAGGACAGCGGGAAGGCCAAGGCUAAGGCAGUGUCUCGCUCACAGAGAGCUGGUCUACAGUUUCCUGUGGGCCGCAUCCACAGACACUUGAAGACUCGAACCACAAGCCAUGGACGGGUGGGUGCCACUGCUGCCGUGUACAGUGCUGCAAUUCUGGAGUACCUCACUGCUGAGGUCCUGGAACUGGCAGGAAAUGCUUCCAAGGAUCUCAAAGUAAAGCGUAUCACUCCCCGUCACUUGCAGCUUGCAAUCCGUGGUGACGAAGAGCUGGAUUCUCUUAUCAAGGCUACCAUAGCUGGGGGUGGUGUGAUCCCUCACAUCCACAAAUCUCUAAUUGGAAAGAAGGGACAGCAGAAAACUGCUUAGAGGGUUGUUUAACCCUUUUCCUUCCCAUCACUGUACUGUAACUGGGACAGACGAAAACAAUGGAAAUGUAUGGAAUUUUUUUAAAUAGUUAAAUAGAAAAGCAUAGAAAAUUACUGAAGGCAUGACAGAAAAAACAUUUGUACAUUUUUAGACUCAAAGUUUGAUAAAAGAACCUUUUCACAUCGUGAUAGUUGUGUAGAUUGGCCAGCUUUCUUCCAUGUGUUUUAUACCAAAAUGGAAUUGAUAAACCAUUUUCUACAAAACUAA
Messenger RNA from Dipodomys spectabilis (banner-tailed kangaroo rat), 753 nucleotides. RefSeq names its product histone H2A.V. The record is from RefSeq and is a predicted model, not a curated record. The transcript has 5 exons. Gene Ontology annotation, molecular function: structural constituent of chromatin; protein heterodimerization activity; DNA binding. The coding region runs from base 100 to 486 and encodes 128 amino acids. NCBI's taxonomy places the organism in Eukaryota, Metazoa, Chordata, Mammalia, Rodentia, Heteromyidae. Gene Ontology annotation, cellular component: nucleosome.